Messenger RNA from Cryphonectria parasitica EP155, 1587 nucleotides. RefSeq lists its product as uncharacterized. The record is from RefSeq and is a predicted model, not a curated record. Gene Ontology annotation, biological process: chromatin remodeling. The transcript is spliced from 4 exons. Bases 149 to 1495 code for a protein of 448 amino acids. NCBI's taxonomy places the organism in Eukaryota, Fungi, Ascomycota, Sordariomycetes, Diaporthales, Cryphonectriaceae. Gene Ontology annotation, cellular component: nucleus; Ino80 complex.
GGCCCAUCAUUCUGCCACGGAACUCGUAUUCCUGAAGCAUCCCCCAACAUCGGCCCAUUCAUCAAUUCAGCACAUCCUACACGUAAUCUGCAGCUGCAUUCUCUUUCUCGGACCAGCACUCUCCUACAGCAACCCUUUCUAGACCGUAAUGUCGUCCAUUGCCAGGGACAGUCCCCUCAACGAGGACGCCGACCGAGUUGGCAACAAAGGCAAAAGUCGUCCGUCUAUCGAUGAUGACCGAACUCGGAGCCCAUCUGUCAUUGAUGAUGAGGACCUGAAGCACGAGGAUGGUGGUUCUGACAUCCGCAUGGGCGACGCGAGGCCAACCUACAAGUCGUGGAAGAAGAAGUACCGGAAGAUGCGCAUCAAGUUUGAUCAACUGCAAGCACAGAACGAGGAGCUAUAUCAGCUGGAACAGAAGGCGCUGAGGAAGACAAAACAGCUCGCCAGCUAUAAUGACCGCAUGCUGGAUGUCCUCUUAGACAUCAACAAUCGCCCACAAAUCCCAACAGAGAAGCGCUUCGACCUCAGCCUCCCUGUACCUCCAGACGCGGAGGAUGACUACGUUCUGCCCAUCGACACAGAGCCACCAUCGGACCCUCGGCCGUCGAAGUCGCUUCGUGAGCUGGUGAAAGAUAUACCACACAUGGAUUUCACUGCUACGACGGAGCGAUCACCUGACCUUGCGCAGGAGCUUAUCACUGGCAUCGACUCACCGGCCCUCGAUGCCAAUCAUCAACAAUACCCCCCGACGUUCCUAACCGCCGACGACAUCGACAAUUACCUGUGGGAGAUUGAUGUCAAGACCUCUGCCGACCCUGAUGCGUACGGCGAGCUGCCCGGGAUGCUGCCCACGCUGGCGCCGCUCGCGCGGGAACAGAACAGUGCGAGCAAUGGCACAGGCAGAGGGGCAACACCCAUGUCGAGCCGGGACUUCGCCUUGCGCAAUCCCACAAGUGUCUACAACUGGCUCAGGAAACACGCACCCAAGACGUUUCUGCAAGACCACGAGAGCGAUGAGAAGAAUGAGGAUCCCGACGAGGAGGAGGCUCGACCCACGCCCCGGAGGCAGACUGGUGGAAGCACCCGCAAACCGAGCGGUGAAGCGCGCGCAAGCACCGGAGCAGCGCGUGCUAAUGCAAAGAGCGAACGGGGCUCUAAGCGAUCCUCAGCUGCACACACCAAGGACAAGCGGAAGUCCGCGGACGAGACGAUGCUCAACGUGGAUGACGAGGCUGGCGCCAGCAAGGCAGCCGCUACGAGCAAGGGCAAACGGAAGCGGGCUGUGGAAGACGAUACUGGGUACCGGCCUAAGGGAGGGUCUAGCCGGCGCCCGGCGAAGAAGCGGACCAAAAACAACUCCGUUGGCGGAGGUGCAGGCAGCGAUGACAAGACUGCGGGUCCCACGCAUGGUGAGACUGCAGCAACCAAGAAGAAGGAGGCCGCCAAGGAGGUGUCAGACGGGGCAAAAGCUGGGGCUGGGGCAGAGGACUGAGGCACCUUGAGAGCUUUUUGGCGCAUGGUUUAAUGGCGCAUAGCUCCAGGAGUUAGAUAUCAGGUAUCAGCAAUCGAUGAGGACGUCACCUG